Messenger RNA from Haliotis rubra (blacklip abalone), 813 nucleotides. RefSeq names its product epidermal growth factor-like protein 7. Lineage: Eukaryota; Metazoa; Mollusca; Gastropoda; Lepetellida; Haliotidae. The record is from RefSeq and is a predicted model, not a curated record. The coding region runs from base 57 to 410 and encodes 117 amino acids. The transcript has 5 exons.
UUGAUGAAUCUUUAUAGCACAGCGCGUCUCUGCGUGUGAGUGCACAAUCGUCCAGAAUGGCUUCAGCUGUGUCGUUGUUGAUCUUCGUCCUUGCUUUGUGGGUCCAGCCUUCGAUCCAAUGGAGUGGACACUACUGUCCUUAUAACGCGGUUAACUAUGAAACACGGAGAGGACAAUGUAUAGCACGUUGUUGGUGGUGGAGGUGUUGUGCCUAUGGAUCUGUAACCGUACCCGUCUAUACCCGGCGUUAUAAGUGCUGUGCCGGAUGGAUCGACUACCGUGGAAACCAAAACUGCAACAGACCAAUCUGUUACCCCCUGUGUGCUAAUGGUGCAACAUGCUCGUCCCCAGGAAGGUGUACAUGCGGGACCGGAUAUACGGGAGCGUCAUGCACAGAACGUACUGGCUGAGCUGAGAGGACAACUCUGAGAACAACUUCCAUGAUCACCACCUUUCCUCUCACAUAAUAGGAAGCUAUGACAGAUUCUGUUUUUAAUGUAAACUAGAUAAUAUCAACUGUAUUGAAGAUGAAAUGCAUGUUCUCUUUGAUUUUAGAUUAUAUAAUGAUGCUAGAAAUAUGUUUAUUAUUCCAUUUAAAUAAUACUGUCAGCAAACAAAACUUAAUACACAUCCUUAACAGUAAAGAUAGAAAUAUUAUCAUAAAUGUUUUUAAUUUUUAAAAAUGUUUAGACCAGAGCUGCAAUUGACAAAGUAUAAACCUGUAACCUUUUAUGUGCGCUUGUUUCAACUUAGCAAUUUUAUUAAAUAUGGGCCUUUGGCCUUUAUACUGAAUAAAAUGUCUGUUGGUCUGUC